UUCAAAAUCAACAUCACCAAAAAAAUCAUCAACAUUUCAUAAUACUCUGAUUCAUAACAAACAUCUCUCCUUCACCAAAAAAUCUCACCAUCUAAAACUUAAUCUUGUCAAUAUCUUCUUUUCUUAAGAAAAAAAUUACACUUAAAAACAUGGGAUAUACAUACACACCAGCAUACUACUCAUCUUUGCAAGAUUCAAUCACUUCAAUCUGCAAAACAAUCCUUCCUUUCUCUUUCAAGAAGCGAAGAUUAACAGCAGCAGAACAGAAGCUUUCAAAGCAACAAUCUGAUAAUCUAAAAUGGCAGCAAAAUUCAUACCAUCAAAUCCUGAAUAUGAUGGGUCUUCAAAAAGAAGGCAUUUUAGCUGAAACUGAAGUUUCUGCUUUCAGAACUCACCUCCUUGAUACCCUUAUCGCUUCUAAGGGACCCCACAAUGAGCAGCCUUCUAUUCUGAGGGAUAAGCUCCUUUUUCUCCAGGAGCUGCUAUAUGCAAAAUGCAUAUCUGCAGAGGACUACCAUGCAUCAAAACGGCCGUUGCUACAGAGACUAGCAGUACAAGGAGCCGAGCUCGAGGCGAGGGACGUGAUCGUUGGAGGACAGAAACAGCCAGAAAAAUCAGAGGAAGAGGAAUGGUCGGUUAUUGAUUUAAAGGACGAGCAGAGUUUGAUUAACAAGGAUAAUUCAAGCUCCAAGAACAAAUCUAAGCAUGGGGUAUCAGCAGUGAAACACAUAAAAGAUGCAGCCUCAGUUUUCGGGUUUGGGUCUUUCCAAAAAUUGGGGAAAACCAAAGAACAGAAGAGUAUUUUUGAUCUUCCUGCUGCAAGUAGUAAUCAAUUCCCAGUUGAUAAUGCAAGUAGUAAUCACAAUCAAACCCCAGAUGAUAACCCAUUUUGGAAUGACACUCACAAAGAGAGUGAAACUGAAACCAAGUCUAUUUUUAUGUCAGACAUCAGUCUAACAUCAUCAGACUCUGAUAAAUUUGGUGAGGAGCAAUGCCAUGGAGUGGAGAAAGGUAAGAGGGGAGCGUUUCGAGCUUUGUUUCAAGGAGAUAAAUCAGACGAAAGAGAAGCGAAAUUAGCUAAGAAGCAAUGGGGGUUUGAUGGGUUGAAGAAAUGGAAGAGGAGUAAUGUGGAAGAUGAUGAAAGUGAAACAACUCCUAUGCCACUUAGUGAGAGAUCAACUGAUGUAAGUGGUGUUUAUAUGCAAGGUCCUGAUACUAAACAGAUUAGAAGAAAGCUUAUUUCUGAUGGUUCUUCAUCUGGUUUUUACAUUGAUAAGGUUGUAGGGAAUAACAUAAAGAAGGAGCUGUCGCGAAUUCAAUCAGAACUGUCAAGCACAAAUCCGAACUUCCAGUUUUCGAAUGAUCAAAUGGAUGCUAUCUCCACAAAGCUGCCGGUUGACAAGUCUGAUCUUAAGCAAUUUUUUCCCAAGUCUUGGUGUGAACGAUAUGGUGACGUGGUGUUGGACGUGGUGAAGAAGGAAUUUAAAGAUCAUGUAGGAGAAAUGGAGAAUAUGCGUAAUACUACGUUGGAGAGGAGGUAUACCAGCUCCAAGAGAUGGACAACUUUUGAGGAUGAUGAGAAUUGCCAUCCUAAUCGAGUUUCUCCUGCAAACUCUAAAGCAAACUCCUAUUUCUAGUUCUUAACAACAUGAUUUGGCUUAUACAAAACUAUGUUUGUAAGGGUUAAUCUGUAUGUAUAACUCUUUAUCCGAUUAUUCUAAUUCAUUAUAUAUACAAGUAUAUUGAAGUAUUGCAAUCCC
Beta vulgaris subsp. vulgaris (sugar beet) is the source of this 1760-nucleotide messenger RNA. RefSeq lists its product as hypothetical. Lineage: Eukaryota; Viridiplantae; Streptophyta; Magnoliopsida; Caryophyllales; Amaranthaceae. The transcript is spliced from 5 exons. Bases 150 to 1637 code for a protein of 495 amino acids. The record is from RefSeq and is a predicted model, not a curated record.